UUAGAAAUGCCAGGAUGUAUGGCAAAGGACUGUAUGAACUACACCAAAAAAGGUGAUAAAGAAAGUAGAAUUAGUUACUUCACAUUUCCGAAGGAUGAUCAGAAGAUCAAAGAGUGGCUCCACAAUGCGGGAAUGGAUCCUGGGAUGAUUGAGGAAUACAUCCCUAUUAUAAAAGCAGACAAACAUGCUGAUAGCUAUAGAAUGUGUUCCUCGCACUUUACUAACGAUUGCUUUACAAUGCGUGGAACACAGAGGAGGCUCGUCACUAAUGCUGCACCAACCAUUUUUACUGAUGUCCCUAAAAAACACAAUACUGAUAAUAAAUGGCUUCUUAAACUUAAAAAAAUUUGGAGAAACGAACAACCAAAAGAGAGUACCUCUAGUGAAAACUUUGAUAGCUUAACCUGUCAUUGCCAAUGUCAUCAAAAAUAUAAUAUUGAAAAUGUGUCCAAGCUGGAAGCUGGUACACAAACAACAGAACCUUCUACACAUUUUAUAAUAUCAGAGCCUCCCACUGCUAAGGUUGCCAGCCCACGCUCUUAUCUUAUGGAUCACCCCUAUUGCAAUUUUGAGGAGCCUUUGAUGUCGCCAAUGUACAUGUCUACACCUGAAAUUCAAAAGAGAAGACCUGAAGUACGUGAAUUGAUUGAUAAUUCACCAUCCAUGUCCUUCAUGUCUCCUCCAUCAAAAAGACAAAAAAAUGCAAUGAGUCUUGUAGGAAAAUAUUAUGAAAGCCCAGACUUGGAGAGUAAAAAAAAAUUACUGUAUGCUGACGACCCAAGUUUUCACGAAUCUGAUUGUGAAACACCACAAAAAAGUGACAUGAGUUUAUGUGAGAGCCUACCAGACCGUGAACUUCAAAAUGAAAAUAUAAUUCCUCAUCCCCUAAAUUUGGUUCACGAAAAAAAAUUUAUAGUUUUUGAAAGUUGCUUAGACAAAAUCCUCUAUGCAAUGAUGUGCCCUGAAUUUGGAUGUUCUUCACAAAUUUAUAAGAUAGAAAAAAUUAUUAUUGGAACAAUGAUUACAGUGUAUUCAACCUGCCGCUGCUUACAUCGUCUGAAGCUUUGGGAAAGCCAACCCAAAAUAAAGCAGUAUGCUGCAGGUAACAUUUUAUUGGCCGGUGCUAUAACUCUUAGUGGAGGUAGCUAUGCUAAGGUUAGAGAGAUGUUCGAUCUCUGUGGCAUAGCGAUCUUUGGGAAAACCUCUUUCAACAAAGCACAAACUAGAUAUGUACAUAAGGCUGUAGACAUCAGUUGGCAAAAAAAUUUGUCUGACGUAACAAAAGAACUGAAAGGAAAACCAGUAUUCAUUAUCGGCGAUGGUCAAUGUGACAGCCCAGGAUACUCUGCAAAAUACUCUACUUACACGUGCAUGGAUUUAUUUACUAAGAAAAUAGUAGACUUUGAUGUGGUGCAGGUGUCUCAGACAACUUCAUCUGUAGCUAUGGAGAAGUUGGGAUUUACCAACUGUCUUGAUCGCAUUAUUGAGAAAUUUGAUGUUCAGUUUGUAGGAACAGAUCGCCACACAGGGAUCAGAAAAUUAAUGGCAACUAAAGAAAAAUAUAAAAAAAUUGAACACCAAUUUGAUACAUGGCACUAUGUAAAAAAUAUAAAUCGUAAAUUAUUACAGCUUGCCAAAAAAUCUAUUAAUAAAGGACUUUUGCCAUGGGUUCGACCCGUUCUGCUCCAUUUUUAUUUUUGUAGUGCACAUUGCAAAGGGGAAGAGGAUGUUUUUCGUAACAUUUGGCAAUCUGUACUACAUCACGUAAUAAACGAGCACGAAUGGGAAAUAGAUGGUGUAAAAAAAAAUUGUUUACACGAUCCAAUGAGUGUUGAUUCUCGUAGAGUAGCCUGGUUAAGACUUGAGUCACCAGCAUUCCAAGCAUUGUCUAGUAUUGUUCUUGAUGCCCAAUUGAAUAAGGAUUUGAAACAUUUGACACAUUUUUGUCAAACAGGUAUUAUUGAAACUUACCAUAGCAUGAUUCUAAAAUUUAGGCCAAAAAGGAUUCACUACAGGUAUGAUUCUAUGGAAACCAGAACUAAAUUGGCAGCUUUAUGCCACAAUUACAAUGCUAUUCGGAAGCCCGCUCUCACCAAAAAAACUGAUGAAAGUGGUCAAGAAGUUCUUGUGGAACGUAAAAAUAUUGAAUUUCCAAGGGGAAGGAAGAAAUGGAUAGUACGUAAUGUUUAUGAGAAAAUGGACACGCAACAUAACAUAAAUAUUAUGGCAGACAUGAUUUCCAUUGUUGAAGGAAAACUCGUAAGUUCUUGGAAAUCAAAAAACAGAGAAAUGCCAGCGAACAUAGCUCCAGUUGAGAGGCCAGAAACAAGUGUACUUGUGAAAGAACAUAUGACUCGUUUCUCCAAAUUUAAAAAAUAAUGUUGAUAAUAAAUAUUGUAUUAGCCAAAUAUAAUUACUU
This is a messenger RNA of Rana temporaria (common frog), 2419 nucleotides long. RefSeq lists its product as uncharacterized. Bases 7 to 2379 code for a protein of 790 amino acids. The record is from RefSeq and is a predicted model, not a curated record. The transcript has a single exon. NCBI's taxonomy places the organism in Eukaryota, Metazoa, Chordata, Amphibia, Anura, Ranidae.